Electrophorus electricus (electric eel) is the source of this 9181-nucleotide messenger RNA. RefSeq names its product upstream transcription factor family member 3 (gene usf3). Gene Ontology annotation, molecular function: protein dimerization activity; RNA polymerase II transcription regulatory region sequence-specific DNA binding; DNA-binding transcription activator activity, RNA polymerase II-specific. NCBI's taxonomy places the organism in Eukaryota, Metazoa, Chordata, Actinopteri, Gymnotiformes, Gymnotidae. The record is from RefSeq and is a predicted model, not a curated record. Gene Ontology annotation, biological process: negative regulation of epithelial to mesenchymal transition; positive regulation of transcription by RNA polymerase II.
GGACUUUUCAUCCUACCCGCCCAUCAAGUUUGUGCCUGGCAUGGAAAAUUAAGUGAAUUGAGAAGGAUCAACAAAGUUUUUGACGGGGAUAUGUUUGGGGCAAAAUGCAAACGUUACUGCUAAAUACUUUAAUGAAAAAUCCAGAUGUGUGAUUCCAAAGACUUAAACUGGCACACAUAAUACCAACUUGCCCACUGCUGGAAGGCUGCAGUGCGUGCCAUAAUGCCAGAGAUAAUACAGAGUCAGCGUACUACUCAGAAACCAACACGGAGGAAGAAAAACAAAGAAACACACAAUGCGGUGGAAAGGCACCGCAAAGAGAAGAUCAAUGCUGGUAUCAAACGAAUUGGAGAUCUUUUGCCCUGUUCUCAGGCCUUAAAACAGAGCAAGAAUAUGAUUCUGGGAGAAGCUUUUCGUUACAUCACAGAGCUAAAGCAACAGAAUGAUGAAAUGCUGCUUAAUGGAGGAGACAAAGGUCAAGCAGAAGAGAUAAAACGCUUACGACAACAGUUGGAGGACUUAAGGAGGGAAAGUGCUCAUUAUAUUGAGCUCCUCAAAGCUAAUGGCAUCGACUUUUUGGAUGACCCCACCAUACACUGGAAAGGCAAGCAGCGCUGUGCAAAAGUAGCCAAAAUAACCCCAACUCACUUGAUGUCAAAGGGAAUAAUUGUCUAUUCUAAUGGAAAAUCAUCUUGUUCUACGGGUAAAAUAUCCGUUCCUCCAAAUCCGCUUUCACAUCUGGAUAAACAGCCAGUCAGUGCUGUAACUAUCCAGCCAUCUUGCAAUGUCCAGAUGGGUACAGGUCAAACACUUGCCAUCCCAAAUGGAACACAAAUUAAUGAAAUGGUAGUCUCCUCUGCUACAUCUUCAAACAUUCCACUAGCAACCCUGAUUCCUGCUGUGUCCAAGCCUUGUCUUACAGUGGUGGAGCAAUACACUGCUGUGGCACCAGUUGCUCCAAAAUUGCCCCCUCCAGUGAACUAUGUUACUGUGCAAGGUUUAUGUCCCAAACUUGCAGUCACUGCUCCUACUCCUCAACAAACUCAGCCAACCAACCCUACAUCAAGUCUUGGUUCUUCCACCAGUCCCACAAUGCCUCUUCGACUUCAGCCUGUAAUUAGUCUAACCUCCUUGCCUCAUACUGUGAUUGGUAACCCACUUGUUUCUGAUGCCUCUUCAGUGUUUCCACAGGAUACUGAAAUUAGAUCCCUUGCUCAUACAUUACCAGCCAGUUCCACUCAUCUUAGGACUUGUGCAGCUAGCAGCACACAAACCACAUGGACAACACUACAGCUCACUGGUAACACUGUACAGCCUGUUUGUCAAGCCCUGACCACAGAAGCCAACAGCUCUGGGCAGCAUAUUCAGCAUCUGCCUGUAUGUCCAAUUGUGGCAAAUCCACCAGUGCAGCCCACUCAUUUUCAACAACCACAAGUCCCUGUACAACUGCAAACACCUGCACCAACACACAUGCCCGUUCAUCCUAGGCCUCCUCAGCUAUAUUCAGCCGUUCUUCCCCAUCCACAGACAGCUGUAGCUACUCAGACAUCGAUUUUACCACAAGCAGCUGUGGUGUCUCAAACUACGGUGCUUCAUCAGUCAUCUGUGGUACCCCAGAAAGCAUUAAUGCCCCAGCCACAAGCAGCUGCUGUUGCUCAACCUACAAUAUUACCGAAACCUGCUCCUCCAUCAACUCAGUCCCAAUUGUACCCAGCCAUACAACCAAAGCCUCAGCUUCAUAAUGCUUUGCCAUCUCAGCCUGAACCUAACCCUGCUAUGCCAUCUCAACCUCAACCCCGGCCACCUGUGCUACCCCAGGCCCAGUCUGCCAUUGUGCCUCCACUUCAGCAUGCUGUUGUGCCCCAGCCUCAAACUGCCACACUGCCAGUACUCCAGACCAUGCAGGUGCUGCAGAUGAACUCUGAUGGGACACCAGUUGUUGGGACAUCCCCCUCUCAAAACAAUCAAAAUGUUGUUAUUCUGCAGCAGCCUAGUCCAUGUCCAGCUGCACAAGUAAUUAGAGAAGACAUGACCAGUCAAACACCAUGCCAGCACAUUGUCAUAAUUCAGACACCAACAAUGACACCUGCUCCACAGAAUCAUCAGACUAAUAUUGUGCCAAAUACAACCCCUGUUUUGCCUAAUCAGAUGACCACUUCCAGCUCCCCCUGUACUACUGCUGUACAAGCAAAUGUGAUGAAACAGUUGGUUCACAUCCUUCCUCGUCCCACAGCACAGGUCCAGACACCCCAAACAAUCACUGUGAAUGGACAGGUUUAUGUUUUACAGUCAGUGAAGUCAGCAGAGAAGGGGAGUCCUCAGGUUAGUCAAAGUGCUACACAAAUCAUUCAGCCCACCUGUGAGGAAUCUAGCACCAAUCUUGCAUUGAAUUGUUUGGGUGCACUCACUAGCCUUAGCCAGAGCAUUUCACAGAUUUCAAGUCAAAGCAAUUUACAACUGCACACCAUUGGUCCACCUUCAUACACUACGGUCCAACCUACUUUAGCCAAGCCUGCUUCAGGAGUCAGUUCUUCUGCUGAGACUGUUCUUUCAUCUGCUGUACCUGUACCUGUAACAUCAACAUCAGUGAGCUGUGCAGUUAGCCUCCGGCCAAAGAAAGGCAGUGUGGCCUCUGUAAAUUUACCCAAACAGACAUUGGCUAGAAGGCCCAGAUCAGGCAGAAGAAAAGAACCCAAACAGCGCAGAAGCAUUUGCCGAAUUGCAGCAAAGCCAGUGCAUAAUAAGGUCUCCGAAGAAAAUGUUACACAAGGACUUUCAGCCACUACAACAGAAAUUAAUUUCAGUUCUGCUAGAGAAGAUAUGAACCAUAACAUUAGCACCCAAAGUACACCAAUGGUGUUCAGUGUUACUUCAUCUUGCAACAAUUCUACAGCCAUUUGUGUCAAUUCAAGUAACAGACCAAUUGAUAGUUCUGUCUGUUCUUCAGAAAAUGGAUGUAGUGUGACUUCACUGGUGGAUGGAGUAGAACUAGUGAAGAGUAAUGGAAAAUUCACUGAUCUCACUGAACCAUCUAAUAGUAUAACAGCUUGUACUGUAAACUCUGCUGUAAGUUCUACGGAGAAUAAUUUAGUGGUUCAUACAAACAGUGGUCCUGUUUUAACCCCUGAUGGUGAUUUUCAGCCUAAUGAGACAACAGUCAGUGUUCUCUCUUCACAGUGUAGCGCAAUGGAGACUUGUGUAACUUCAUUUACUAGCUCAGCAAUGAGUGAUAACACCACAUCCAGUGCAGUUAUUGAAGCUAAUUGCGACAAGCCAACAGUUAGCAUUUGUUCUACCACCUGCAGACCAACUGAAACAAGACCUGAUUUAGUCAGCAUUAGCUCUGCAGAAAAUGUAUCAGUGGUUUCAUUUGUUGAUUCUACGCUUUGCCAGCCGCUGAGUAUACAUACCUGCAGUAGUAUUAGUGCAACAAAGAGUACACUAACAGUUUCCCACUUACAGAAUGUUCCACAAGUUCAAGCUAAGCCUGCAGGUGAGAAGGACUGUAAGUCAGUGGGUUCUCGACAGGUUCAGGCACCUUUUACAUUGCCCUCAGCAUCAGCUUCACGUUCAGACCCUACUACAUCAGUACCCUCCGACUCAACGCCUCGAGUUCUGCUUCAGGAGUCAAGGAAUUCGAACACUUUUAACAAGUCACUUAAACAGUCAGAAAUUAAUAUGUCUAUGGCAUCCACUAGUCAUGUACAUUCAUUGAAUAUGAAAAAUACUGACUCAAAUGAGAGCAAAGAACCAGUCGGUGGUGAACAUUCUAGUGAGAUCCCAGAGAGUGUCACAGAGUCAGAUUCCUUUUCACAUAAAGAAACUGUUCUGUCACAGGAGGUAUCGACACUGGAAAAUGAAUCAUUUGAGUCUGCCCUAGUAACCAACAGACAGACUGAUUCACCCAUGGGAGGAGGUCCAGGCAGUAGGGGCUUUUCAGUAGCAUCAUUGCUCCCAACAGGUCAUAAUAUUACCUCCUCGUCUAGUACAUUUGGAGCUUUUAGUUUCACCUCUGAGCAAGCAGAAAUCUUAGCAAUGGCUGCCAGAGCCAUAUUUGAGCAAGACAGCCCAGGAAGGAGGAGUGGUAGUUGUAGUGGUGAUGGCUCAUCAAAUACAACAGCCACUGGAUGGGAUCUCCCAAAAACACAGCAAGCCCCCUCCAUCAAAGAAAGAGUCACAAGUCAACAGUUGAAGCAAGCAAAGCAGGCUGACCUAACUGUGUCAAAGACCCCAUCCCAUGUCUCUGUUCGAGGUCCCCCAGUUCCAGCUGAAGUUUCAAGCAGUGGUACAACAGGAAAUCGGCUUCCACUGAGCACAGCUUAUUCUCAGUCACAACCAAGUUCUCUCACUAGUCUUAAUGUCAAUAACCUUAUCAGGCCAAGUUCUAUCCAGCCUUACCCAGGGUCUCCGAACCUUGGUCAGCAGGUGUCUGUUCCAUCACCAGGGGGAGUGCCAAUUCCAGUGUCUCAGUCAUCUUCUCAGGUUAGCCAAAGCUGCUCCGGCCCAGGGCAAGGUAAUGAAUAUACACCUUUGAAAAGUGCCCUGAUGCGAACUCAGUUAGGUGCUGGCAUAGCUGAACGACAUCAAAAGGAUAUAUCAAAACGCUCUGCCCAGGAGGAACUUGUUCUUCCCAUUAAUAAGCGUUCAAAGCCAUGCCCAGGUGGCAGUGUUGCUAGAAUAGAUGUUAAGGGAACAGAACACAUCCAAGUAAUGCCUGGACAAAUGCCCCCAAGUUCCUCAACAGUUAUGACAAGAAAUCACUCAGAUGGGGCAGGGGCCCUGUUUUCUAGUAAUACUUUUAUGAGUACAGUGCUUCGUCCAUCUGAAGGACACUGCUCCACUCAGCAUACAGGACAUGAACAAAACCAGGCUAGUGUAGUGCACCUUCAGCAGGGGCAUUCACAGCAUGGCACUCCACAGUCUGGACAGAACCUUGGAGGAAACCUUUACCUGAAACAUCAACAACAACAGGAGCAACAGAGACACCUCUAUCAACUUCAGCAUCACCUCACACAAACUGACACUCAGAUCCACAGUAUCCAGCAGAGGGCUUUGCUACAAGAUCAGCAUGUUCACAAAAAGAGAGUAGUGCGUGGUGGCCAGACAGGCCCCACUGUUGGUUUGCAGAAGCAACAUCAUUUGGAAAAGAAUAGUGUACAGCCGCAACAUCAACAGCAUCAGCCACAGCAGCAGUCCCAGCAACGUCAACAGCAGGCUCAGCAGCAGCAACAGUCACAGCAACACCCACAGCAUCAGCAGCAACCACAGCAACAUCAACAACAAAAAAACCAGCAACUAACACAGCAGCAGCAGCCACACCAACAGCAGCAGCAGCAGCAAAUCCAGCAACAGGGUUCACACUCACGGCAUCAGCAUCUUCAACAGCAGAUUCAGCAGCAGCAACACUUUGCCAGUAGGCAGGAGAAAAAUUGUGAUGGCCAACAGGCAGGCCCCAGAGCUCAUCAAAGCAGCCUUUUGGGCCAGCAGGAACAUCAGCCUGGGCAAGAUCAUGGAGCUAUGCAAAGACUUAUGGGUUCACGCACCUCACAGGCUAGCAAUCCUGUUUCUCGUUCAUCAGACCUUGCCUGCACUCCAUCACGACAAGAGCGCCAUCGUCUCUCUAGUUAUUCCGCUGAGGCACUUAUUGGGAAGACAUCAACUGCUGGUGACCAGCGUAUGGGGCUUCACCUGCAGGUCUCUCGUGGAAAUUCACAGGAUCAGUCAGAAUUACAAGGUUAUGUCGACUCCUCGCGUGGUAAAGGAAAUAUUUCUCACAAUUCUCAAACUAGGCUAACCCAAGAUCAUCCAGGGACAGCAGACAUUCAGCGCAUAUCAGAGUGUUUGCCUUUCAAGACUCUUGUUAGUGGGCAUCAGCUAAACAACUUUGAAGUGUCUCGAAGUGGCGACAUGAGCAGUAAGUCUGUGGCACCAGUUCAGAGAGGACCACAACCACAAGCAGGAUUCAGAAUAGGGGCUGGUCCUUCUGGAGAUGGACGCUCCCGUGGUACAUAUGGGACACAUCCUUCAGCACAGGGGUUACAAACUGGAACAGGGCUGCAACGUGAGCAAGAUGCAUGCCAUCAGAGCUUUAUGCAAAGUCUUUUGGCUCCACAACUUCCUGAACAGAGUGCACAUCAGAGGGCCACACAAGGUUGUCCCCCAAGUGAGUAUAACUGUGUACCUGGAGUUUCUUCUGGGGAACUUCAGGCUAAAGUCUCAAGCCCCAACUUACACCCUCCACAGACAGCUCCUCCAAUGCACCUGGGGGAGAACAAUAAAGGACACAUUUCUCAGGUUGGUGGGAAUUUGCAUGGUUCAUCUGUGAGGUCAGUUCUACCCCAUCCUCCCUCAACACCGCACAGUAGCUCAGACACAGGGCGUGCACAAGGCUCCACCAGGUCACUUUCAGCUGUCAGUCAGCGAGCCCAUCAUAUUGGACCUGAUCCACAAAGCACAAAGAUCCGCCCAGGAGAUCGGCCUAGAUCAGGUAACUUGAGACCUGUAAACACAUUUGACCCUGAGGGUUCCUUGACACUUCCAUCAGGUGGAGGAGUGUUGCUUGGCCGUUCGCAGGCAGGUGGUGAAACUCGACGCAGAAGCAUUGUGCGUUUUAUGUCAGAUGGUGCACAAGUCAGCAGUGACAACAACUUGGUGUCAGAUCAGCAUCUCACUCAGAACUUUGGUUUUCCCUUUAUUGCUGAAGGAGGAAUGAACCCUCCACCCCCAAUUAAUGCAAAUGCAUCUUUUAUUCCACCGGUCACCCAGCCCAGUGCCUCUCGAACCCCUGCUCUACUUCCUGUGGAACCUCAGAACAAUCUCCCUUCUUUUUACCCUUCAUAUUCACCUGCUGCUCAUCCAAGCCUUCCAAGUGAGAUUCCCUUACAGUAUUUCUCGAACCAGAUGUUUACAAGUCCAAGUGCUGAUAAGAGUAGCACUGCACCACUGAAUAACCGUUUUGGCUCUAUUCUUUCUCCACCGCGCCCCGUAGGUUUUGCGCAGGCAAGUUACCCCCUGCUAACUGAUAUCACCCCAAUGCCCAUUGCAAACUCCUCAGGCAUUACUCCUCAUUUAUCCAACUUUAACCUGACUUCUCUCUUCCCUGAAAUAGCCACUGCAAUGCCCCCUGAUGGCUCCUCUAUGCCAAUGUCCCCUUUACUGUCACUUGCCAAUACUUCUUCAUCUGACUCCAGCAAACAGUCUAAUCGCCCAGCCCAUAAUAUUAGUCAUAUUCUUGGGCAUGAUGGGACCUCUGCUAUUUAAGGCUGCAGUAGCAAUUAUAUGCAAAAGGCUGUCCCGUAUUGUACUACAUACAUGUAAACAUUUUUCUCUUAACUGAAAUGGGUUUUGUUUUGUUUUCUUCAUUUGUUAGCUGAAAUGAAAUUUCAGUUACAAUUUUACCUUUUUGGGUUUUGCUUCGAAUUGCUUGACUUGGUUGGCUUUUAUGGAUGAUGUCAUUCAAUGAUCUUUCAGAGCCAAUUUAAGUGUACAACACUGGGUCAGUUGGCAGUUGCUAAAGAAAAUAUCUGAAUGUAAUGAAAGUAACGCUUACUGUGGCAUGAUGAGCAUAACUCUUCACUGAAUUCCAGAGAAUGACAUUUGAUUCAUGCCUAGGCUUAUAGUAUGCAAUAUGUACAUUAAUCAUUGUAGGGUGAGCAAUCCAUCUAGCUGAAAUCUUGAUGUGUGUUCCUCAGUAACAUGAAUAAUGACUGAGGUGUCAAAUGCCUAAAGGACUAAAGCAGUUAUUAUUAGGCAUUACCUGCCGCAAUCAAUAUACCCAGCGUUUUUGAUAAAUUAUUAUAAUGUGGAGGGCGUUCAAAGGACUUGGUUAAAACAAGUUCUAAGAUUUUCCAUCUCUUAAAGAGAAUACAAUUCUUCAUUGAUUGGCAAAAUAUCAAUGAAUAGUUUUACUUAUUUAUGGAAAUGUGUGUAGAUAUUUGUAAAUAUACAAAGAUUAUUAAAAUGUUUUUUUUUGUUUUGUAAUUUGAAAUGUGGUGUGGGUGUGUGUGUGUUAUUAAUUAAUAUCAAGGCUUCAGGUGAACUUCAUGAUGAGAGGUAUAAACUUACCAAAAAUACUGACUGCUAAUCAAUUGCAAUAGAUAGUUUAAUAUAAUAUAUACUCUAUUGUAUGUUUUACAAAAUAUUUUUCCAACAGUUAUAAAAUGCCACAUAUAAUUGAGCAAAUGUGACUUAUUUGCAAGGUUGCAGGUUUACUGGUCUUUUAACACACAAGCAGUUCCUGUGGCUUAUGCUGUCAUGGGUAGGUGUUGGCAUAGUGAUGUCACAGUUGUUAUUUACCAUUAAAUAACAACUGGGGAUGAAACCAAAGAAUAGAAUGAUACCAUUUGGUUCUGAGAAUGUUGUCAGUUCUCCUGUUUAAAAUGUCCUUGUGUGUGUGUGUGUGUGUGUGUGCGUGUCUGUGUCUCUCUCUCUCUCUCUCUCUCUCUCAUUUUAUAUAUAUAUAUAUAUAUAUAUAUAAUGAGAGAGAGAAAGUCAUACAUUUGAGCCUUGGCUCCACUGAAAGGUUUUUACAAAUUGUCUUCUGACAAUAUACGUGCUUCAGAAUUUGGGAGGAAAUGUGAAAUAUUUGGAUAGUGGAUAUUUUAAACAAGAAAUGGCCUGAUUAAUUUGAAAUAGCAAUCAGGUCUAUAGGGACAGACAAGCUGUCAAUUAUAGCAGUAUUAGUAGAACUAUUAAUAAAACUAGAUCAGGAUUUCUAUAAAUCAGAUUGGUUCACUAUAUGCAAGAUGGAGGCUUUUAUUGCACCGAACGGUUCAGAGGAUUUCUCAAAUUUCCAUAUACAUAAAGAAAGCCCUGGAUUGUAAUAUUAGUGUAUUUAGUCUAUAUGGCUCUUUCAGUCAUAUUAUUUAUUGAUGACACAUCUUUUGGAGUAUCUGAUUUUCUAAUACAUUACAUGGGUGUAUUAACUUAAAAGCCCUGUAAACUACAUCCUUCUGAAACACUGAAGCUAUUUAUGCAGUGUAAAAAGUAUGAAUUCUUAGGUUUGUGUAAAGGGAAAGGUAUUUUUACUUCACAGUUUGACUCACAAAGUGCUAAUGAAUGAGAUUUCAUAUGCAAUAAAAAUGAGAGACAGUCACUGGUUUCUUUAGCUUUAUUUACAUGCAAUAGUGCUUAACGCAUUGUAACCAAAAUAGCUAGGCUACAUACACUUCUAAAAUUAGUC